Molecule: messenger RNA, 3073 nt
Organism: Microplitis mediator
Lineage: Eukaryota; Metazoa; Arthropoda; Insecta; Hymenoptera; Braconidae
Product: proton channel OtopLc-like
Exons: 9
Coding region: 115-2910 (931 amino acids)
Biological process (GO): proton transmembrane transport
Cellular component (GO): membrane
Molecular function (GO): proton channel activity
Source: RefSeq, a predicted model, not a curated record
GUAUAAUAAAAUAAUUUAGAACUCACGUAACUAAAAAUUCCGAUACAAAGGUUGACUCGUACGUGACUUCCUGCGGCAUAAUUCAAUUUUAAAGGGGACUUAACUUCUGUGACAAUGGUUGCUGAGUUAGCAGGCAUUCCGAUUGUUGUCAGUGCUAAAGACAAGUCAUCAUCAAAGUUGUCAGUAGUGUCAUUGUCUUCUGAUACAGAGGUCGAUUCAGAAUCACAUAAUAAAGAUAAAAAAAAAAGACCGCGAUGGAUUAGAACAGCAACACGUGAUCCCAUUUACACUGUUCUAGAUGACCGAGAUUGUUCGUACAUAAAUAAAUCUAAUAAGUGUUUAGAAAUAGCAAUAAGUGCCGUGAAAAGUCAAGCAAUCAAAGAACCUGAAGAGCCUUUGUACAGUGUCGUGAACAAACCGCGAAAAUUUACCGACGCGGAAGUCAGUCCUGAAGAAAAAUCAAGACAAGAAAUAUUAUCUAAGCAGCGAGAGCUUCACAAGUGGCUCGAGUCUUCAUCUUCAGCAGCUAAAGAACAGCUCGAAAUGAAUGAAAAGCCAGAUGAUCCUUGGGCCGCUCCAGGUAUUUCUGUUCCUCGCGGUGUAAUUGGAAUUGUCGGGCCUUACGGUCGCGCUUACACGAAUCCAAAUGAAAAACGUGAGUACAUGCUUGAAGAAGAGCUAGAAGAAAUAGAGGAAUGUCCAGAAGAUAUUUCAACUGCUGUUGAUUCAAUUGAUGGGAGAUAUAGAGAUAAAAAUGAUAAAUCUGCAUAUGAUGAUGACAAAGACAGUCAUAUUGUUAAGAAGGAAAUAAAUCGCAGGCCUAAAUGGAGAGUUAUAAGUGAAGUUGACGAACAAGAAAUAAUAAAAGAGAUAACGAUGGAUAAAGAAACUAGUCUGGAUAAUCGGGAUAGCGAUGACAUUGAUGACAUUUAUGGUGACAAGCUGCCUAAAUAUUUUUCAAAAGACAAUUAUGAUAACGCAAAUAAUGAACCCCACGAUCGCGACAGCUUGAAUGAAACAGGAAGUACGACAGGUGGUACAACAGAAGGGAAUCCAGGGAAUAGCAGAGAUAAAGCUGGACCUAGUGAACCAGCAGAUACCAAUCAAAGUGCUAAGCCUACUUCCACAACGGCACCAUCUAGAUCACUAGUUUCUAGGAUUCUCGCGCGCGCGAGAUCUCCUGAUGAUCUUCUAGAUCAACCAGAGCCUUAUUCGCAACUAUGGAUCGUCUUAUCAAACGUCUAUGGAGAACUGCUGAUAGUCCUUAUGAUGGCACUUUGUCUAGCCGAAGUUAUGGACACACCAGUGCAAUUAUUAAGUCUUCAGAGUAUUUUCUUAAUGUACCUCUACGUUGGAAGUAUUAUCGUAAUAAUAAGUAUUUACCUGUGGGUACUAAUCGACAGUUGCGGAAAUUUAUCAGGUAGCAGAGAUGAUAUCGAACUUGGUGGCACGUCGCUCACUAGAUUUGGUUCGCUUAAAAAAGCUCACAUUUCACGAGCAAGAACUGCACCAACUAGUUUUUAUAUACGCGUUGGAGCCUUACUGUUUGGUCUCGCAACUUUAGUCUUCAAUGGGUUAGAAAUGGCAAUGCACUCAUUGAUGCAAGGAGCUGAGUGUCUUAAUGAUAUAGUUUUUGUUCAUCCGGCUCUUCACGGAAUGUUUACAUUUUUACAAAUGCAUUUUCUUUUCGUUAACUCACAGGUGUUGGUAGAACGUUUUGGAUUAGCAGCGAGAUUCGGUUUCAUUCAUUUAGCAGCGACGAAUGUUGCUGUCUGGGCGCGUCUCGUUAUUUGGGACUCGGCUUUAGAAUGGACGUACUUUGUACAUUUAGCUCAGAGAGGUCAAGAUAAAUCAUCUUCUUUGAGUCUACGAGGGCUUUCUGGAUCCCUUACAAGACACACUCGCGACAUUUUAGGACAUUCUUCAGAAUAUAUCAUAGGUAAAUACCAGCCAAUUUCAGAUGAAAAAAUAGCCCAGGUAGUGACUCUUCAAGAAUGUUUAAAUACAAAUACACUAGGUCAAUUAUGGACGUCCAGUAUGUCAUUUCUUUACCCAUUUAUUGUUCAAUUUAGUUUAAUUGCAGCAGCGGUGACAUUUGUGAUGGGUCAAAAUGUCGGUAAAAAUCGUUUUUCUCAUAAACAAAAAUUUCACAGCGUAAAAGACUUGACAGGAAACACGCGAGUGGGCUGCGAUGGAGCAAGUAAAGGUCUUUUUCUUGGUAUCCUCAGUAUGACAGCCGGCAUCGUGGUUAUUCUUAUUUUCCUUGUCGUACGUGAAGACGAAAAUUUUCCACCUGCAACACUGUCCUGGCUUACCAGCGGAACACUCAUAGGAAUUUUAAGUUUGAGUGGAGUAAUGACAGCCAGUGGUCUAGUUCAAGUGCGACAAAUGUCAAUAGUAUCGCGAGCACCUGCCUCACUGGACAAUAUUUUAUCUAAUGUAGCUAUCUUUGGUGUUCAACUGUACUCGAUAUUUACUGCAGUUGUGUGCGCUUGUUUCUUGGCAACUGUUGACAGCGAACACGAGACAGACAGUCGCGGUCGGCAUAUUAUGCUUCUGACAGCAUCAGUACUACAGCUUGCUCAGUGUUUUGCUCAGAGUACAUUGAUAGCCGAGGCUUCCAAGAGGUCGUGCAUCACUCGUUUUCAAAUGAUGACCAAACCAGCACGUCAAGUCGUUACAUUUUUGUUAUUUAGCAACGCCGUUCUCUGGGCUUUUGAUACAGUCGUCACUCAAAAUUGGAUAUCCCAAGAAAUCCAACUCAGGUUCUUUGGUGUACUGGCUUGGGGAAUUAUUUCACGAAUUUGCGUACCAUUGUUAGUAUUCUAUAGAUUCCAUAGCUGUGUUCUAUUGUUAGAAAUUUGGAAUAAAUGCUACAGAACUCCAAGAGGCGAAUUACCACUUAACUGACGGCACGUCUCGUCACAACGUUCAAGACCUCAAUCAAACAAACAUCGCGCUCACAAAAAAAUAAAACAAGUAACACUGGAUUGUCCCACCCACCGAAUGCCCAGUGGUCUUACUUGCGAUCCAAAUCCUCUUUUCAUUGACGACUCGAUUCAUUACAUCCAUC